Molecule: messenger RNA, 873 nt
Organism: Thelazia callipaeda (thelaziosis nematode)
Lineage: Eukaryota; Metazoa; Nematoda; Chromadorea; Rhabditida; Thelaziidae
Source: the annotation of a GenBank genome assembly
AUGGCAGAUUGGAUAGAUGUAGCAGAACUCCUCGGUGAAUUAAGUGAUAGUGACGAUGAAGAGAAAAAGCAAGACGAUAAGAAUGGCGAUCUUGAAAGACCAAAAUCAGCUGAUGAGCCAACAUCUACAUCUCAAAUGCUAGAAAUAAAUUGUGAUAAGCAGUCAGUUUUGAAACGACGAGCUGAGGAAGACAUUGCUGUAAGAAAUGUACCGGAGAAAAAAAGCCGUACUGAGAUAGCAUCUGUUCAUCCCAUUGAAUUAUUAGACGAUCCACUUUUUGGUUUGUUGGAUCCUGCCGACUUCAAUGUUGUGGACAGUGCCUCGAAGAAAUCUUCUAUUAUGGGUCCAUCAAGUUCAAAGCAUGAAAUGACUGUUCGCUUUGCAGAAAAUGUGAAAGAUAACGAAAAGCAAACCAAAAAGGAAGUAUUGGAAACAAAAGUCACUCGGAAGUCAAAUUCUGAAGCCGAUAGUUCUGAUGACGAUCAUAGUGAAGCUGUUUUGCAGCCUAAAAAAUUAAGUGAACAGGACGAAAUUUUACGCCAAAAAAUGCAGAUAUUAGUCGCUAAUUUUUCAUCAGAACAAUUAGCUCGAUAUGAAUGUUUUCGGCGAUCAUCGUUUCCGAAAAGUAUAAUUCGAAAAUUAAUUCAUCAAGCGACGGGUAUUACACCUGGACAUAAUGUAAUUAUAGCUGUUGCUGGGCUUGCAAAAGUAUUUGCUGGUGAACUUGUAGAAGAAGCACUGGAUAUUCGUGAAAGAAUGGGCGAAGAAGGUGAACCAUUAAAACCUCAUCACAUUCAGUUAGCCUAUGAGCAAUUAGGAGAGAAAGGCAAACUUUUUCCUCCUUAUGGAUCUCGUCGAAAUCCUUUCUUAUGA